Cajanus cajan (pigeon pea) is the source of this 451-nucleotide messenger RNA. The record is from RefSeq and is a predicted model, not a curated record. Lineage: Eukaryota; Viridiplantae; Streptophyta; Magnoliopsida; Fabales; Fabaceae.
GUUGUUGAGGAACCUAUAAUGCGCCAUUUGCCUAUCAACUCUUAUAUAGUAGGUCUCUACUAUACGUCAGAAAAGUUGGUUGACAUAGAGGAAUAUGUCUCAGUUUGGAGCAAUGAUUUGAGUCCCGUUUUUGUGGUAGGUACAAUGGUGAAUGGGAAAGUAAAAGGGGACUAUAUUCAUGAUUAUAUUUCAGUUUCUGAAUAUCCACUUGCUGCUAAAUACUGCCUAGGGAUGAUCUGUGAAGCUUUGGAGCAGAAAUGGAAGAUUUUUUGAACUAAUAUUAUAUAUUCAAUUAUAUAGUUAGCCAAAGUAGAAUUUUCUGUUUGGAGGAUGUUAGCUUUGUUUUAUAGGGUUUAUCUAGAACUCGUGAACAUAUUUCUUUUGCAUUGAAGCAAAAUGCCAGUAAAGUGAUAUUUAUUCAAGUGAAAUAGUUGAUGGUUUUUUAUCGGUA